Messenger RNA from Chinchilla lanigera (long-tailed chinchilla), 622 nucleotides. It is a transcript of the gene Ndufaf3, whose product is annotated as NADH dehydrogenase (ubiquinone) complex I, assembly factor 3. NCBI's taxonomy places the organism in Eukaryota, Metazoa, Chordata, Mammalia, Rodentia, Chinchillidae. Gene Ontology annotation, cellular component: mitochondrial inner membrane. Gene Ontology annotation, biological process: mitochondrial respiratory chain complex I assembly. The record is from RefSeq and is a predicted model, not a curated record.
GGCCCCGCGGCGCUGGCACCGGCUCUCGCCGGCGGACGACGAGCUGUACCAGCGCACGCGCAUCUCCCUGCUGCAGCGCGAGCUCCCGCACGCCAUGUACGUGGACAGCUACAGCAGCCACGGCUUCGCGGUCAGCGGCACCCGCGUGCUGGGGCCGUGCGCGCUGCUCCCGCACUCCGUGCUGCAGUGGAACGUGGGAUCCCCCCGGGACAUCACCGAGGAGAGCUUCGCCCUCUUCUGGAUGCUGGAGCCCAGGAUCGAGAUCGUUGUGGUGGGCACGGGAAACAGGACCGAGAGGCUGAGCUCCCUGGUGUUGCAGGCCAUGCGGCAGCGAGGCAUUGCCGUGGAAGUGCAGGAUACGCCCAAUGCCUGCGCCACCUUCAACUUCCUGUGUCAUGAAGGCCGAGUGACAGGAGCUGCGCUCAUCCCCCCACCUGGAGAGCGUUCACUGACUUACCCCACCCAGGCUGCGGAAUGAACCACCAGGAACCUACCCGUGGUGAGAGGCGCUGGCCCUGGCAGAGUGCUGGCACUCGCAGUGCCUCAUACCCUCUCCCCACUGGCACUGUGUAACACUGUCCUGCUUACCAGGAUAAUAAUUUAUAUGCCUGUCUUACUUUGU